Messenger RNA from Ipomoea triloba (trilobed morning glory), 700 nucleotides. Its product is annotated as E3 ubiquitin-protein ligase APD2-like. The record is from RefSeq and is a predicted model, not a curated record. The coding region runs from base 35 to 490 and encodes 151 amino acids. The transcript is spliced from 4 exons. Lineage: Eukaryota; Viridiplantae; Streptophyta; Magnoliopsida; Solanales; Convolvulaceae.
GAACAUCCUCAACUUCUUCCUAGUAAUUACUAACAUGGAAGAUCAAGAUGAAUUUUGGAGCUGCGCUACAUCUGAUCUUUUCCUCAAGGUGUUUAUCUGUGCAUCUAUUCUGGUGAUACUGAUGGCGGUGACGGCGCUAGUGCUCAAACUACUGGGCUUUUGUGCUGGUUUUGCGGCGGCGGCGGUGCCGGAAACUGCGUCGGAGAGCAGCGGAUUGUUGCCGAAAGAUGUGGGCCCGGUGAUCAUAUACGGCGCGUUCGAAGAAGAGGAUGAAGAGUCGGGGAAAUGCAGCCGGAGCAGCUCGUCGGAGGAUUUGUACGAGGGACACGUCUGCGUAAUCUGCUACGACAAGAAACGAAGUUGCUUCUUCGAUCCCUGUGGUCACUGCGCCACGUGCUAUGCAUGUGCCAAGAGGGUUGUAGAAGAUGCAAGGACUUGCCCAUUUUGCCGAAGAAUUAUUCACAAAGUCAGAAGAUUGUUUAGCCCAUGAAAUUCGAUUACAAAAUGCUGUAACUGUUGUAAACUUUAUAUAGGUUAAUAUGUAAAUGUUAGUUUAACACUCUGGUAUAAUUUGCGAAUUGUUACCAAUAGGCAGAGUUUACUCAAGGUAUACUCUCGAGUGCAGAUGUAAAUGUAAGUUGCUAAGUUGUACAGUUUUCCGUAUAUUAAUAUUUUAUAAAUUCAAACCCAAUUAAUUCCC